This is a messenger RNA of Poecilia reticulata (guppy), 1100 nucleotides long. RefSeq names its product CD82 antigen-like. Gene Ontology annotation, cellular component: membrane. NCBI's taxonomy places the organism in Eukaryota, Metazoa, Chordata, Actinopteri, Cyprinodontiformes, Poeciliidae. The record is from RefSeq and is a predicted model, not a curated record.
CUGGCCCAGCCCUCUAUUCCUCCAACAAGAACAAGCUGUCCGAGUGAAAGUUGGGGCGUAUUUUGAACUCUCUUUUGGGAGGUGAGGUUGCAAAAGGAAGAUGGGGAAAGUCAACGUUUGGUUGAAACGAAGUUACAUCUGCACAAUAGGUGUGAUAGCGGUAAUCGCUGUCUUCACCUUGGGAAUGGCUCUCUUUGGUCAUGGACUGAGUAUGCACGAGGAGGAUGACCAAUUUUUGAUGGGGAUAUAUUUCUUCUAUGGGUAUUCCGUCGUCACUCUCCUCUUUGCCAUCAUUGGUGGGUUUGGUGUCUGGAAGGAGAAACAGUGGGCUCUGAUAGCGUUUGCAGUUGGAAUGAUCCUGGGAUGUCUGUUCUUUAUCUUAAUAGAAAUAUCCUUUCCAUUUGCACAUAAAGAGAUGGAACGUGAGCUGAAGAAUAACUACCUCAGCAUGUUGCCUCUCUCAAACGUCAGUGAGAGCGAAUUAUCGGAAUUCUACCAUACACAGAGUGAGCUUCACUGUUGUGGCAUCACAAGUCUCGGGGAUUGGGAAAACAACAUUCCCGAAUCAUGCAAGUGUGACAUAGACUCCUCUGAUGACUGUAUGGAUGUUUAUCUACCUAUGCACAAUGAUUCUGGACUGAAUCUUUUGAAUGUCAAGCCCAUCAGGAUUUAUGCUAAGCCAUGCCUCCAAGUCUUAAUUCAAAUUGAGAAGCGCUCUCUUUCCACGUUUCUUGGCAUAAUGUCAGCAAAAACAUUGUUGUGGAUACUAUCAGUCGGGCUGUGUAUUGCGAUUCUGUUUCAGCUGAAUAAAAAGGUGGAAACUCCAAAUGUGGUCUACAGUCGAGAGGCCAAAGCAGGGAAUUAUGACAUCCUCAAUGAUGCUCAGGAACCGACUUUGAAAAUCGAAUGAUUUUGUUUUUCUUUUGCGAUUCCCAGAUAUUGGGACAAAAAUGUUAGCAUCAAGCAAUGCUAUUUUAUAAUUAACUAUACUAUAUUAAGAAAUUAUAUUUUAUCCGCAGUGCUACAUGAAUGCAAGUUAAAACAUUUUGCAACAAGUAAAUCAAGUAAAUUAAGCCCAAUGUCAGGUCUGUGUAAGCCAA